This is a messenger RNA of Corythoichthys intestinalis (scribbled pipefish), 1778 nucleotides long. RefSeq names its product phosphomannomutase 1 (gene pmm1). The transcript is spliced from 9 exons. The coding region runs from base 245 to 1027 and encodes 260 amino acids. Gene Ontology annotation, biological process: mannose metabolic process; GDP-mannose biosynthetic process; protein N-linked glycosylation. Gene Ontology annotation, cellular component: cytosol. Gene Ontology annotation, molecular function: phosphomannomutase activity. The record is from RefSeq and is a predicted model, not a curated record. Lineage: Eukaryota; Metazoa; Chordata; Actinopteri; Syngnathiformes; Syngnathidae.
GUCAGUUUGUUUGACAAGCAGAUGGAUCCAAACCCCGCCCAUUUUGUGACGCAAUGACUGCCCAUCUUGGCUAUGAUUGGCUGCUGACCAAGCUUGACAUUGCGAAAGAAACCUGAAACCUUCCACAAGAUGUGUUUUGAAAGAUCUGGGAAUCCUCCCUAAUGCUUAUUUGUCCACGUGUGUUCGAACGAGAGAGGAACUUUCACUGCUGGAAUUAAAAAGGAAAGGAGGUAAAGACGAAUAAAUGGAGAACAUCGACUUAUCUGCGGAGAGAACCAUCCUCUGCCUAUUUGACGUGGAUGGCACUCUGACUCCACCAAGAGAGAAAAUAGACCCGGAGCUGGACGCGUUCUUCCAAAAGCUGCGAAAGAAAGUCAAGACCGGUAUCGUCGGAGGCUCCGAUUAUUCCAAGAUAGCGGAACAACUGGGGGAAGGAGAUGAUGUCAUACACAAGUUUGACUAUGUAUUUGCGGAGAACGGCACCGUGCAGUACAAGGACGGGAAACUCCGUUCUAAACAUGCAAUCCAAAACCAUAUUGGGGAGGAGCUGCUGCAGGACCUAAUUAACUUCUGCUUAAACUACAUGGGGCUGAUCAAACUUCCAAAAAAGAGGGGAACGUUUAUCGAGUUCAGGAAUGGAAUGCUCAACAUUUCACCCAUCGGUCGGAGCUGCACUUUGGAGGAGAGAAUAGAAUUUUCUGAAAUUGAUAAGAGAGAAAAGAUCAGGGAGAAAUUUGUUGCUGCCCUGAAGGAGGAAUUUGCUGGAAAAGGACUGCGGUUCACUCGAGGUGGUCUCAUCAGCUUUGACGUGUUUCCCGAAGGCUGGGACAAAAGGUUAUGCCUCGAUCUGCUGGAGAGCGACGGCCUGGAUGCCAUUUACUUUUUUGGCAAUGAGACUUCAGCUGGCGGAAACGAUUACGAGAUCUUCAAUGACCCGCGUACCAUCGGCUUCACAGUGUACUCCCCGCAAGAUACUGCCAGACUGUGUCAGCAACUGUUCUUUGAUGAGCAAUCGCAUGAAUCCUGAUGCUGAAGAUUCAAUCAGGUUGGCUGCAAACUAUUGAAGAUGUUUAACUACUGAUUGUAUGUAUAUUAGUUGCCUAAUAUGAUUGUUGUUGGGAAAAAAAGCAUGACUCACAAAAAGUUACAGAUGAAGUAGCAUUGCUGUAGCAUGGCAUUUUUAAAACCUGUUUUAAUACAAAAGAGUAGCAUUGUAAUUAAGUGGUUACCAUAUUUGCCAUGCAUUUCUGAGGUUGGGAGGGUUUGAAUUGUUUUUACUCCUCCAUGAUGCAAAAAAUUCCAGGUUUGUUCAUGUUUCUGAGCUCAAUUUUACUGAUUAUUGCUUUUAUCCAGUUUAUAUAAACUAAAACAGAAAAUGCUAAAUCUGAAAUUACUGUGAAUAUAAGCUUCUUUGAUUAGGUCACUAUGUAACCGAAAUAUAAGUAUUUUUAAAGGCUUUUUCAUGUACCGCAAGCUUUUCAGUCAGUCAUACAUGGGGUUACUGUCAUUUUUGACUGACGGAAAAAAAUUUCUACUGUCCAGAAUACUGAAUACGUACUGUAUUUUUGUUCUUUGUAAGUUUAUUUGAGGAGUAGGUGACCUGCACUGUAUCAGUCAUUUAACUGGUUUUCUGCAUUAUUUCAUUAACUUGUUGGCUGUCUAUGGCAGGUAAUGAGUUCAAUACAUGAACUAAUAAAUGGAGAUAAAUUCACCUAGUCCGCUGUUGGCCCUAUAUGUAAAAAUGUAGCAUCGGCACCAGACAAUUUGAUGGAACUGCU